CACUUCCCGUUUGCACCACCGACCACGACGAACCAUCGACCAUGGCCACCGGCCUCCUGAGCAAAGUGUCCAUCGCCGUGGCCGCCUACGCGCGCCGCUUCACUCGCCGGCUCCUCCGCGCGCGGCGGCUCCGUCGGGGCGGCAGCGCCUGCCUCGGCAGGCAGCUCGUGCCAGCCGACGGCGGCUGUGGUGGCGAUCGCCAGGACGGCGGGCAGGAGCAGGGCGCGCUGUGGCGGCGGGCGAUCCUGAUGGGGCGGCGGUGCGAGCCGCUCGACUUCCCCGGCGCCAUCCACUACGACAGCUUCGGCCGGCGGCUCGAGUCGCCGCGCUGCGGCAGCAGGAAGGCGUCGGGGGCGCUGUUCUGCCGCUCGUCGGACGCCGUCGACGAGGCCGUCGUCACGGCGGUCAGGAAAGCCAGCUAGCUGCUCCUAGCUGACUGCUACCCAUCAAUGCACCGAUUUGCUGAUGCCAUGGUGGCGUUCUUGAUCGGAUGAUCUUGGCGUGCAUGUGUGUGGCUUUGCUUGUGUAAAUUCUUUGAUGUUUUUCCUAAUGCCGUCAUAGAUCAUAUUAUGCCCUAGUUUCAUAGUUUGAGUUGUACAUAGCAUGCUAAUUUUGUUGAAUAAUUAUGCUAAUUCUUCUUUGAGGAAAAGAAUUA
Molecule: messenger RNA, 655 nt
Organism: Setaria italica (foxtail millet)
Lineage: Eukaryota; Viridiplantae; Streptophyta; Magnoliopsida; Poales; Poaceae
Exons: 1
Coding region: 42-422 (126 amino acids)
Source: RefSeq, a predicted model, not a curated record